Messenger RNA from Solanum verrucosum, 1180 nucleotides. RefSeq lists its product as uncharacterized. The transcript is spliced from 8 exons. The record is from RefSeq and is a predicted model, not a curated record. Bases 110 to 1180 code for a protein of 356 amino acids. NCBI's taxonomy places the organism in Eukaryota, Viridiplantae, Streptophyta, Magnoliopsida, Solanales, Solanaceae. Gene Ontology annotation, molecular function: zinc ion binding; nucleic acid binding.
AAUGGUGUGAAAGUGUAUAAUCAACCAAAAUCUGGAGAAGAAUAGCCGGUGACUUGGUGGAGUCUUUAACAGUCAGUGAGCUGUGUAUAUCCUACUCUAUAGUUGAAGAAUGUCUGGAGAUAUAGGCCUUGUUACAGCACAAUUUAAAUCUCUGACCAAAACAGCAAUACUCGAGAAGGAGAGGAUUGAAGAAGAAGAGGCUGUUGCUGAUGGUGGGAAAGAAGAUAAUCAACAAAAAGAUGGAGCUGAAAUUAUUGGUGAUGUAAUGGCUUCAACAGUCACUGAACAAUGUUCAUGCUUCCCUGAAGGUGGUGAAGAUUUGUCUGCAGAUAUGGGGUGCCCUUCAGCUCAACUUAAAACUCAGUCGGAACCACCACUAGCAGAAGAAAAGAGGAGUGAAGAGCGAGAGACCAUUGUGCAUGCUGAAACAAAUGUGAAACAAGUGAUGGUGUUGGAGACUGAAUUAUUUGAAAAAAAGGGAACUGUGGUGUUGCAGAGACUUCUGCGGCCCCCUAGAUAUUUUAACUUCAAAGGGAGCAUAUGGGAAGCAUGCCAAAUAUGUGGUGAAGAAAACCAUGGAGCAGCAGGUUGUAGUCCUCUUGAAAAGAAGAAACGGCGAUGCUUUAUCUGCGGACAUUAUGGGCAUAAUGGAAAAUAUUGCAAGAAGAAAAUUCAAUGCUGGGUUUGCAAAGCUUUUGGCCAUCUUUUAUGCGUAGACUACAAAUAUUAUGGACCAAAACAAGUAUCUUGCUACAACUGUGGGAAGCUUGGUCAUUUAGGUUCAGAUUGCUUAAAUUUACGUGGGAACAUUCAGUUAGCUUCUCGUAGCUGCAAGAAAGGAGGGACUGGUCCCUCCUGCAGUGAAGGCAAUAAUGCAGCAGAUCAUACAUUGCAAGAUGAAAAGAAAGGAGAUAAAUAUCUUUUAUGUGAAGACAGAGAAUCUGCGAAGGUCCAGGAUCUUCUUCAGCAAAUGGAGAGAAGUGAUGUCUUAGGCUCUGAACUGGCUUCCAAGAAGAUUAGCAGAUCGAGAUGGAGGAAGCGCAAGCGACGACAAAGCAGAACUGUAAGAAUAGCUGAGGAUGGAAGAAUGGAAAAUGGCAGUCAGUGUGGCAUGCGACAAGAAUACCAGUCUUCGGAAGAAGCAAAACCAAAUGUGUUGUUGAAACCGGCAGCAACGUGA